Molecule: messenger RNA, 1710 nt
Organism: Chenopodium quinoa (quinoa)
Lineage: Eukaryota; Viridiplantae; Streptophyta; Magnoliopsida; Caryophyllales; Amaranthaceae
Product: quinone oxidoreductase-like protein 2 homolog
Exons: 6
Coding region: 333-1373 (346 amino acids)
Molecular function (GO): zinc ion binding; oxidoreductase activity
Source: RefSeq, a predicted model, not a curated record
AAUAGCCGUUACUAGCCGUUAUGUAGGGUCCACAAUAUAAUUUUUCACCGGAAAAUCAAAUUGGGUGGUAAUCUGAGUAUUUUUUUUUUAGUGGGUGGUAUUUUAAAAUAUUUUUUUUUUUGGGUGGUUAUGUCGAAAUACGCAUAUUUUGUGGGUGGUAAUUUGCAAAUUUUCCAAAAAAAAAAAGUCCGAAUUAAAGCGCCAACUCCUCCAGUCCCACUGUCCCAGUACAACUUCCAGGUAGCCAUUGAAGAGGGUAGUUGAUUAUCAAUUUAUCAUCAUAACCAAUAUUAUCUCACUAAAUCUCUUUUUCUCUCUCCUAAAUUCCAAAAAUGGAGGCCAUUGUUGUCCGAAAACUCGGUGAUCCAUCAACCGCCAAUCUCUCCGACGAAAAUUCCCCGAUUUUCUUGUCGAAUAACGAACCAUUGCCGGAGCUCAAAUCUCCGACGGAAAUUAGGGUUAGGGUUAGGGCUACGAGCUUGAAUUACGCCAAUUACCUUCAGGUUCUUGGGAAAUACCAGGAGAAAGCUCCCCUUCCUUUCAUUCCUGGCUCUGAUUACUCUGGGGUUGUUGAUGCUGUUGGUCCUCGAGUUUCUAAAUUCAGGGUUGGUGAUCGAGUUUGCUCGGUUGCUAAUCUGGGUUCGUUUGCCCAGUUUGUUGUCGACGAGGAGUCCAAAUUGUUUAAAGUACCAGAGGGGUGUGAUCUGGUUGCUGCAGCUGCACUUCCUGUGGCAUUUGGGACUUCACAUGUUGGUCUUGUUCAUCGAGCCCAACUUAAAAGUGGUCAGGUUUUACUGGUGCUUGGUGCAGCAGGAGGAGUUGGUGUUUCAGCAGUUCAGAUAGGAAAGGUCUGUGGUGCCAUUGUCAUAGCAGCUGCGAGGGGGCCUGAGAAGGUGCAAUUUUUGACGUCAUUAGGCGCUGACCAUGUUGUUGACAUAAGCCAAGAUAAUGUUAUUACAAGUGUAAAGGAGUUUUUGAAGGCUAGGAAGCUCAAAGGGGUUGAUGUCUUAUAUGAUCCAGUUGGUGGAAAGCUAACGAAGGAUGCCAUGAAAGUGUUAAACUGGGGGGCUAACAUUUUGGUCAUUGGAUUUGCCAGUGGAGAAGUUCCUGUCAUUCCUGCAAACAUAGCUCUGAAUUGGACUAUACAUGGACUUUACUGGGGAAGCUACAGAAUCCAUUGUCCAAGUGUCCUUGAAUAUUCACUCCAGGAGCUGCUCUCAUGGCUAGCCAGGGGCACGAUUUCCAUCUAUAUUUCUCAUACGUACAGUCCUGCAGAGGCUAACCUUGCAUUUGCUGCCAUCAAAGAUAGAAAAUCAAUUGGUAAGGUUCUUAUUACCUUCGAUGAUCAGAAGGCUGCAAGAGCUAAGCUUUAGGCUCAAUGCGUUUCACAGACGGACUAUCAAGCAUAGCAGCAAAAUUUGUUUAUAGCUGUAGACCAGAGUUGUUUUCUCAAUAAAAUCCUGUAAAAAAAUUGUACUGUAAUACAUAAUUACAUAUGCUUAUUAUGACUUAGAUGUCUGUACUAUUGCUGAGAAGCCUGAGAUAGCUGCAGUUUGUCAUGUUAGGCAUAUUGCAUAUGACUCGGUACAUUUUAUGCAACCGUAUUACAGAUGAUUAGAUAGCUGUAAGCCUGUAAGUGAUGUUCUUUAUGCUUCUGACUAAGGUUUAACUUAUGAAACUAUUAUCAAAUAAAUUUACAGCUAUUACUCC